Messenger RNA from Naegleria fowleri, 615 nucleotides. RefSeq lists its product as uncharacterized. Lineage: Eukaryota; Heterolobosea; Eutetramitea; Acrasida; Naegleriidae. The record is from RefSeq and is a predicted model, not a curated record. The transcript has a single exon. Bases 1 to 615 code for a protein of 204 amino acids.
AUGCCUCACUACUGCACUAAGGCUCUUUUUUUGGGUAUACUCUUCGUGAUGGUGCUAGUGGUUGGAUGGAGCGGUUACUCGGUGCGAGCACAGACAAACCCUACAACAUCAUCAACAACAGCAACACAACCAUCAUCAGGCUCAUCCUCAAAAGAUUCCUCUAAUAUGGACAACAAGCAACCACCAGCACUGGUAAUUCCUAAACAAUUAUCCAAGGAAACAUAUGAUAAAGUCAUGGCGACCAUGGAUGCCCUACUCAAACGGCUACACCAACAACAUUUGGCCCUCAAAUCUCAAGUUGAGAAUGCUCAAAUGCAGCUCUUGAUCGCACAAAAGGAUGAGGAACAAGCCCGUCAGACCUACGAGAAACUUCAAAAGCAAUACUUCACCACAAAGCUUCAGAGAGCAUCGAUGGCCACCAAGCUGAAGGCUGCUUUGAAAGCUUUCAAACAAGCCCAGAAGGCAUCAAAGAGCUCUCUUUCUCGAUACAACAAGAUGAUCAAGGCGAAAGCCGACGUUGAAGGAAAAUACGAAAGUGAGAGAAGGAAAUUGGCAAGCCUUAAGAAGAAGGCCCAAGAAUUGUUGGACGUUCGAAAUAUUAAUAAUCGAAAGUAA